AUGCCCAAUGGAAGUGCGAAUGUGGGAAAGUUCAGUCCAGCCGAGCUUCAUGGUGCCAAGGGUGUGGGACACACUACUCAUGCGUCCAGUGGGUCCAAGUCCAACAGGAAGAAGAAGGCGGCGAAUGGAGAGGAGAGCAAAGAGAAGAACAAGGUGGCAAAGGUUGGGGGAGGAUCUUCGACCCUGAGUCCCUUUGCAAACACACCACCCAAGAGUACGCCAUGGAAAGAUGCCACUCCCACGACCAGAGUCAAGCUAGAGACGACCACUGUGGAAGAGAUCGACAAGGAUGUUGCAACAGCUGCAACUUCUGCAGCUGCUGGUGGGCCUGGGACAGAGUCUACCAGCGCACCUCCUACCGAUCAGUUCCGUGGCCGUUUGGAAGAGCUGUUGACGAUCAUGGGAGAUGCCGCUCCAGAGGCACUCAAGUCAGAGGUCCAAAAGUUCCUCAGUCCGAUGGCAGGCAAGGACAAGAUCAAGCACCAGCAGAUCACCAAGAUCGACAAGCUGGAGCGCCAGAUUGCCAGCACACAGAAGGAGAUCGAGGAGAUGGACCAGAAGUGGCAAGAAUUUGUGCAGUUGAUGCGCAGCAAGAUGGAGCGUCAGAAGCAGGCAUAUGUCCAUCAGCGGGAAGAGAAGAUCCAAGCGCUGGAGGGCAAGACUGUGAUGCUAGCCAAGUUACAAGAAGAGAUUCGCAAGGCAGCCGAGGCUCAGCCAGAGGUGGUCAAACCGAAAUCCAUGGAGGCUGUGGCUAUGGAAGUCGAGGAGGCCGAAAGCUUGCUCAAGGCUGGAAUGGAGGAGAUCAAGAAGAGAGAUGCACUGCUUCCGUUUGGGAACCCACGUGGAGCCAAGGUGCCCAAGCUCUCUGCGACGGAGGCGCCUCUGCCAGCCGAUAUGGAAGAGCAGCUGUGA
This is a messenger RNA of Durusdinium trenchii, 912 nucleotides long. The record is from the annotation of a GenBank genome assembly. NCBI's taxonomy places the organism in Eukaryota, Dinophyceae, Suessiales, Symbiodiniaceae.